Messenger RNA from Panicum hallii, 3633 nucleotides. Its product is annotated as probable LRR receptor-like serine/threonine-protein kinase At3g47570. Lineage: Eukaryota; Viridiplantae; Streptophyta; Magnoliopsida; Poales; Poaceae. The coding region runs from base 75 to 3227 and encodes 1050 amino acids. Gene Ontology annotation, molecular function: ATP binding; protein kinase activity; protein binding. Gene Ontology annotation, cellular component: plasma membrane. The transcript has 3 exons. The record is from RefSeq and is a predicted model, not a curated record. Gene Ontology annotation, biological process: protein phosphorylation.
CAUGCGGCUGCUUUUGACUUGUUUGCUGAAGGAGCUAGAGCGGCAUUGGCUCAGCAAAUGGUACAAAUAGAGGAAUGGUGCUUCCUGGCUACCUCAGUGAUCUCUUCGAGCACCCCCAUUCGACUACUUCCACCAAAGUCUAUGGGCAUAAUCAUGGUCUAAACUCAACCAAGCUAGAAAAAGUGGCGAUGAAGCUUACUGCAAUGGGACAGUUCUUCUUGAUACUAAUAGCGAGCUGUACACGUGCUGUCAUCUGCUCUUCCAAUGGAAACUACACAGAUAGGCUCUCACUACUGGAGUUCAAGAGGACGAUAAGUCUUGAUCCACAUCAAGCUUUGAUGUCCUGGAAUGUUAGCACCCAUUUCUGCAGUUGGGAAGGUGUCCGGUGUUCUGUCAAGAACCCAAGUCGUGUCAGUUCUCUUAAUCUUACAAACCGAGGUCUAGUAGGGAAAAUAUCCCCUUCACUAGGAAACCUAACAUUCCUAAGAAUCCUGGUUCUAUCGACUAAUUCGUUCAGUGGAGAGAUCCCCAUGUCCCUUGGUCUCCUGCAUCGCCUCCAAAUCCUCAGCUUGCAAAACAACACGCUACAAGGAAGGAUACCCGCUCUUGCAAACUGUUCAAAACUAACAGAGCUAUUGCUGGGAAACAACAAACUUACCGGACAGAUACCGGUAGAUUUGCCUCAGCGCCUUGAAAAUCUUGAUCUUACCUCAAAUAACCUUACUGGAACCAUCCCUGUUUCUGUUGCCAAUAUCACAAUGUUACAGAUGUUUAGCUGUGCGAUGAAUAACAUCGAGGGGAACAUCCCAAAUGAGUUUGCAAACCUGCUGGGGCUGCAGGUCCUUCGCGUGAGUAUCAAUAAGAUGUCAGGCCAAUUUCCACAGCCCAUUCUGAAUCUUUCUAAACUAGUUGAACUUUCAAUUUCAACAAACCAUUUUUCCGGAGUUGUACCAUCCAGUAUAGGUAACUCUCUACCUGAUCUUCAGGGGAUCAUCUUAGCUGACAACUUCUUUCAUGGUCAUGUCCCACCUUCAUUAACAAAUGCUUCCAAAUUGCACAGUAUUGACAUAUCAAGUAAUCAGUUCACAGGGGUAGUGCCUAGUUCAUUUGGAAAACUUUCUAAACUGUCAUGGCUAAAUCUUCAGUUCAAUAAACUCAAAGCAACUAGUAAACAAGACUGGAAGUUUAUGGACAGCUUAGCCAAUUGCACUGAGCUAAGUGAGUUCUCGGUAGCAAACAAUUAUCUAGCGGGCCAAGUGCCGAAUUCUGUAGGUAACCUUUCCAGUCAGCUCCAGGGUAUAUACUUAGGAGGAAACCAACUGUCAGGGGAUUUUCCUUCUGGUAUAGCAAACCUUCGUAACCUAGUCAUUGUAAGUCUGCCUGAUAAUAAUUUUACGGGUGUGCUUCCAGAAUGGCUUGGGGCCCUCAACAGUCUGCAAGUAGUACAGUUAAGCGACAAUUUCUUUAAAGGGAUCAUUCCAUCAUCCUUCUCAAAUCUAUCUCAAUUGAUGUCGCUUGAUCUAGAGUGGAAUCAGUUAAAUGGACCUAUACCCUCAAGCCUGGGAAACCUCCAGAUGCUUCAGGCAUUGCUCAUUUCCUCCAACAAUCUUCAUGGCACUAUACCAAAAGAUAUCUUCACAAUUCCAACAAUAGUGAGAAUCAGCUUAUCCUUUAACAGCCUACAUGCACAACUUCAUGCCGACAUUGGGAAUGCCAAACAACUCACAUAUUUACAAAUCUCAUCAAACAAUCUAUCUGGAGAGAUUCCCAGCACAUUGGGUAAUUGCGAAAGUUUGGAAGUUAUCGAGCUGGGCCAUAAUCUUUUCAGCGGAAGCAUCCCCACCUUGCUUGGCAAUAUUAGUAACCUACAAAUUCUCAACCUGUCGCGCAAUAACCUGACUGGAUCAAUACCGGUCGCUCUUAGUGACCUACAGUUACUUGAGCAACUGGAUUUGUCAUACAACCAUCUGAAGGGUGAGGUCCCAACAAAAGGGAUCUUCCAGAACGCGACAGCUUUAUGGAUUAAUGGAAAUCAGAGGCUUUGUGGCGGGCCACUGGGGUUACACCUACCUCCAUGUCCUAUCAUGCAAUCGAAUUCAGCUAAGCACAAGCUUUCGGUUAUUCGGAAAAUAGUUAUCCCAGUAGCUAUAGUGGUGGUAUUUGCAGCAGGCUUUGUUGUUUGGUUGUUCCGGAGGCGAAAACAGAAGACAAAAGCUAUCUCUUUACCCUCUCCUGGAAGAUUCCCCAGAGUUUCUUACAGAGACCUUGUCAGAGCGACAGAGAGCUUUGCAAGAUCCAAUCUAAUUGGUCAGGGAAGAUAUGGUUCUGUUUACCUAGGAAAAUUGUUUCAUGAUGGAAAAGCAGUUGCCAUCAAAGUUUUCAGUCUAGAGACAAGAGAAGCACAAAAGAGCUUCAUCGCAGAAUGUAGUGCUUUGAAAAAUGUGCGGCAUCGCAAUCUAGUUCCUAUCCUAACUGCAUGCUCAAGUAUUGAUUCCAACGGAAAUGAUUUCAUGGCCUUAGUAUAUGAGUUCAUGCCACGAGGAGACCUGCAUAACUUUCUGUACACGACUCAAGACAAUGAAGGCUCUUCAUGUUUGAAUUACAUUUCACUAGCUCAAAGGCUAAGCAUCAUUGUAGAUGUAUCAGAUGCAUUGGCGUAUCUGCACCAUAACCACCAAGGGACCAUUGUCCAUUGUGAUCUGAAGCCUAGAAACAUCCUUUUGGAUGAUGAUAUGGUAGCACAUGUUGGAGACUUUGGGCUAGCAAGGCUCAAAUUUGAUACAACAUCACCAUCUCUUGCUGACUCAACUUCCACUUCUUCACUCGCAAUCAAGGGAACCAUUGGAUACAUUGCUCCAGAAUACGCUGCGGGUGGUCAGGUUUCCACUGCGGCGGAUGUAUACAGCUUCGGAGUUGUUCUCCUUGAGAUAUUCAUCCGAAGGAGCCCGACAGAUGACAUGUUCAAUGAUGGGAUGACCAUUGCAAAGUUAACAGAGAUCAACUUCCCUGAUAAUUUGUUGCAGAUUGUUGACCCACAGCUGCUUCAGGAGCUAGAGCAGAGAGAGGACAUUACAAUGACCAUCAGGGAUAGUGGGGCACAGACUCUGCAGUCAGUGCUGAGCAUUGGGCUCUGCUGCACCAAGACGUCACCCAACGAGCGCAUCAGCAUGCAGGAGGCGGCUGCCAAGCUGCACGGGAUCAGGGAUGCAUAUCUUAGAGGAAACUGAAGGACCAGCUCAGUAAUUUAUAUGUUCUGAAAUCUGAAUGAAUAACUUGCAGAAUAUUUUUUUCACGUGUCAUGUGUUUAGUUUUUCUUGUUCAGGUGUUCUUAAAAAUCUGUAUUAUGCUUCAGAAAUUGUGCUACUGCUACUUGCCCAACAGGAUUUUGUUUCUCAGAUUCCAUUCCCAAUAGGAUUUUUUUUUUUUGCUCAGAUUUGGAAGGCCAAAAGAUAUGGCCUUGCUCAACUGUAAAAAGAUACAGACUUGCUCAAUUGCUCAAUAUUGCAGAGUAAACCAGAGCAUUGAUGAGUAAUGCAAUUAUGAUUGAAAACAGGCCAUUGUGGCGUUAUUUGGUACUAGUAACACUAAACAAGGCAAAGAUGAUGCCUGGGAGAACAAAAGAUUCAAGCAAGU